AUGCGUUCGUCAUUAGCUAAGCUCGCCAAAGCCGCGUCCACGCAAAAAGGGUUUCGCCCUGAACCUAUGGCCUUGCUACCGCCAAUUCCACUCUACCGACGUUUGCUGCGUGCGCACCGCAAGUUUCUCCCGGCUGAGAUGCGCGUUCUAGGCGACGAGUACAUCAAAGCUGAGUUUCGGGCGCACCGCAAAGUCGACAAUCCAGCGCAUCUAGUAAGCCAACACGGCCAUAUCUUCAAGGAAUAUUGUUUGCUGACCAGCAUUUUAAAGAUUGGGUUCCUGACGGAGUGGCAAAUGUAUGCGCAAAAGAUUGAGGGGGAUGCUUGGAUUGGUGAUAAGAUUGACGAGGGCAAGCUUGCAAAAUUAAGCGAUGAGCAAGUGUAUCAGCUUUACGACCUGAUGCAGUCGAUAGAGAAGCAUCGCAAGGGAGGGUAG
Cordyceps militaris CM01 is the source of this 435-nucleotide messenger RNA. RefSeq names its product ACN9 family domain containing protein, putative. NCBI's taxonomy places the organism in Eukaryota, Fungi, Ascomycota, Sordariomycetes, Hypocreales, Cordycipitaceae. Gene Ontology annotation, cellular component: mitochondrion; mitochondrial intermembrane space. Gene Ontology annotation, biological process: succinate metabolic process; mitochondrial respiratory chain complex II assembly. The record is from RefSeq and is a predicted model, not a curated record. The coding region runs from base 1 to 435 and encodes 144 amino acids. The transcript has a single exon.